Spirodela intermedia is the source of this 3182-nucleotide messenger RNA. The record is from the annotation of a GenBank genome assembly. NCBI's taxonomy places the organism in Eukaryota, Viridiplantae, Streptophyta, Magnoliopsida, Alismatales, Araceae.
AUGUCUUCAGAAGAGACCUCCAAUAUAAGUGAUUCUGAUAUUGAUGAUUAUGAAGCAAAUUCUUACUUACAGUUAAAAACAGGAAGGUACAAAGUCAAGAAUCCAGAUGGCACCUACAGGUGCCCUUUCUGUGCGGGUAAAAAGAAACAGGAUUUCUGUUUCAAAGAUCUUAUCCAGCAUGCCAAGGGCAUUGGUGUAUCUAACCGGAAAGGAAAGACUAAGGCAAAUCAUCGGGGUCUUGCCAAAUAUCUGUCUGUAGACCUUGGAACUGAAGCUGGUUCGUCAAAGCAGUUUAUGAUCACGGAGCCAAAUCCUCCUCCCAAUCCAAAGCAAGAUGAUCAGUUCGUCUGGCCUUGGAGGGGGAUCCUAGUAAAUGUCCCAACCGAAUGGAAGAGUGGCAGACGGGUGGGUGAAAGUGCAACAAGGAUAAAAGAGCAGCUAUCUCAAUUUAACCCACUGAAGGUUCACGCUUUGUGGAACUUUAAGGGUCAUACGGGAACUGCCGUUGUGGAUUUCAGCAAUGAUUGGACCGGUUUCAAGGAUGCAAUGGCAUUCGAGAAAUACUUUGAAGCAAGACGUUUUGGUAAGAAGGACUGGGAUGGCCAUAAAAAUCGUGGACAUGACAUGUACGGAUGGAUUGCACGCGAUGAUGACUAUAAUUCUGAGGGACACAUUGGAGAUCAUCUGAGGAAGACUGGAGAUCUGAAAACAGUCACUGACCUCACAAUGGAAGAAUCUCGGAAAAAUGAUAUACUUGUGGCAAAUCUAGCGAGCCAAAUAGAUGUUAAAAAUAGACAUUUACAUGAACUAGAAUGCAAGUACAAUGAGACCGCUUUGUCUCUCACCAAACUUAUGGAAGAGAAGGAUAAGCUACAUGAAACUUAUAACGGAGGUUUGUUAAAAUUCAGGAUUCAAGUUCAUGAUAAGUGAUUUUCUCUUGAUGUUUAAUUUCGGUGACAGUCUCUGGUCUUUUCGUUAAGUAAUCGAAUUGUGGUACAGAUGCUUUUGCAUGGUCGAUUUAUGGGAACACAGAUUCUUUUGUUCAUAAUGCUCGAACAUUUGGAUCGUUGGAAACUUGGAAGCACUUCUUUAAUCGACAACAACAAUCUAGGUUCUGGACUCUGCUUUCCCCUUUAAAAGCUUCAGAGUUUGGAAUCGGCACUCUUGGAAUAUUGUCCCCAUAUUCAUGUCACUGAUCUUAUCAUAUUUUUUCUCUUUCUUUUUGAACCGAUCUGAUUUUUAUUAUCAUGCAAACAGCUCUUCAUUUUAUGAAACCCGAGUUGUUGUAAAAUUGUUGAGCUUUUUGUUUCUAUUCAGAAAUAAGAAAGAUGCAAAAACUUGCGCGUGAUCAUUCUCGGCGAAUUUUCGAGGAAAAUGAAAAGCUUAGGAAGCAGCUAGAAUUGAGAAAGAGUGAGCUUGAUCAUAGACGCAGACAACUUGAAGAACUGGUGGCGGAAAAUGACGCAGAGAGAAGGAAACUUGAUGUCGAGAAGGAAAAGGUCAGCUACUCCAGUGAUUUUGAAAUUGCUCAAGCUUUACAGACACUGGAACUUCCUAGUGUUGAUGCAACUUGUCAUCUCAUCUGAUAGCUGUCUUUGUAUUUGCCAUUGAAAUGCAAGUACAAAUAUAAUCUUACCACUUUGGGCGUUCAAAUAACGCCGACUGCUUAACUAAGAUGGCAUUUUUUUGUGCCAAUUCGGACCGUCUGUGUUGUAUCUUUGUCAUGCAACUGGCCGAAGAAUACCUUGUGUAUGCUAUGAUAAUUCUUAUGCCGUUGUUUUCCCAUUCCAGAAUGCAAAGAAGAAUACAGCGCUCCAGUUGGCCUCUAUUGAGCAGAAGAAUGCAGAUGAGAAGGUUCUAAACCUGCUGAUAGAGCAAAAGGUUUGUUGCAACCGAACAGAUGUCACUAAUCGAAUGCUUCAAGAGAAUGAAUACUUCAAAUAUAUAGAAUUUCUAAUUUUAUUUUAUUUUCUUUUAAUGUAAAACUGCACAGAGGGAAAAGGAAGCCGCACUUGGAAAGAUACUACAGUUGGAGAAGCAACUGGAUGCAAAACAAAAGCUGGAGCUUGAAAUCGAGCAGUUGAAAGGAAAAUUGCAGGUGAUGAAACAUAUGGGGGGUGAAGAAGAUACGGUGUUGGAAAAGAAGAUGGCAGAGAUGAGCGAAGAGUUGAAAGAAAAGAUAGAUGACAUGGAUGCAAUGGAGGACCUGAAUCGUGUGCUUUUGAAGAAAGAGCGUGAGAGCACAGAUGAGCUACAGGAGGCUCGCAAGGAACUGAUUUCGGUAUGAUUUUUUGUAAUAAGUUUCCUUCUAUUCGGCAUGAAAUCAGAUGAAAAAUUAUAGCCUGACACAUGUUGACGGACUUUGUUUCAUCAUGUAGGGAUUGAAAGAUUCUUUGACUGGCCGUUCCUUCAUUGGAAUCAAAAGAAUGGGUGAUCUUGAUGACAAGGCAUUUCAAACUGCUUGCAAACAAAGAUUUCCAGACGAUCCGGAUGUGAAAGCUGCCUUUUUUAGCUCUAGAUGGCAUUCAGAGUUGCUUAACCCUGACUGGCAUCCGUUUAGGAUUGUGACAGUCGAUGGUAAAGAGAAGGUUGUGGGCUAUAACAUCCUGUAGAUUACCACUCGUAUGCAUUCAUGUGUGCUCUUACUGUCCACUCAUCUUUAUUUGUAAACAUUCCAUUCAUAAGUUUCCCAUGAUUUUUCAUUUCAGAUCAUCCCCAGGGCAUUCUUAGAAGUUAUUUCCCCUUCUUUCUUUAUUUUCCCAUAGUUUCUUGUCACCGAAGAUAUCUUCCACUGAGCAAUGCAGGAAGGAAAUCCCUGGUCUUAAUCAAAAGCCAAAAUGCCAUGGAAUGAGUGUGGCGCAAAACUUGUUCUUCCCUGCUUUUUAGUAGCAUGAAUGUUGUUCGUUCGCGAGGAUAUCUUCUUGAGCAUGACUGAAUAGAGUCUCCUGGCGCAGGAAGAGGUUAUCGAGGAUGAUGAAAAAUUGAUCCAGUUGAAGGAAGAACUGGGUGAUGAGGCCUGCAAGGCCGUGAUCACAGCCUUGAUGGAGAUGAACGAAUAUAACCCCAGCGGGAGGUAUGUAGUCCCAGAGCUCUGGAACUUCAAACAAGGGCGAAAAGCAACCCUGAGAGAAGGCAUCGAGUAUGUUCUGAAGAGGUUAAAGACCCAAAAGCGCAAGCGAUGA